CGGCUCUCUGAUCCGGAGACAGACAGAAGCGGACAGACAGAGAGAGUCAACCCAGAGACAGACAACCAGAGACAGACACCACAGAUGGGCCUCAGUAACCACUAGUACUCUUUCCUACUUCCAGACAUCCGCACCUUGCACCGCAUCCUCUUCCUUAAGGUUUCCAUUUUCCAUCUUUGAGCAGUUUUCCGGAGAAAAUGGCAGCGAUUCCAUCAACCGGCUCCCUCAUCGCCACACAUGAUUACUACAGACGGCGCAUCGGGUCCGUCUCCAGCAACAGCUCCUGUGGCAGCUCUGAGUUCACCGGAGAGGUCAUUCCCCACCCCCCAGGACUUCAAAGACAAGACUCGGGUCACUGGUGGUCUUCAUUUUUUCUACUGCUAAAGCCGCCUCAGCCCAGCGUGCAGAACGAAUCGAGUCUCAGAAGUGAGAACAGCUCGUACACAGUGGCUAACGGUCAGGUGACCUGCGUCGCUCGGGAAAUGGUUUUAAACAGAAAAAUCAGCGUGAGCAGCAACAACGGGAAGUCAGAAACACCGAACCCUCCCCCAUCCUCCUCCUCCUGAGCCCCCCCACUCUCCUCUCCCCCGUCCUGAAGAUGACGAUGAUGAUGGUGUUCGUCACUUUUAGUCCAUGCUUUGUUAUUUUUGCCUCUGUAUAGAAUAUUUUUAUUAUGACCAAAAGUUUUAAAAAAAAGUAUGUAAAAGUUUUUUCAUUAUGUGACUUUACACUGUUGAUAAUAAUAAUAAUUAUAUAUUAUUAUUAUAAUAAUAAUAAAAUGCUUUCAAUCAGUAA
Gymnodraco acuticeps is the source of this 795-nucleotide messenger RNA. Its product is annotated as pancreatic progenitor cell differentiation and proliferation factor-like. The record is from RefSeq and is a predicted model, not a curated record. Lineage: Eukaryota; Metazoa; Chordata; Actinopteri; Perciformes; Bathydraconidae. Gene Ontology annotation, biological process: multicellular organism development; cell differentiation.